AUGUCUGGUUGCUCUCUUGCAGGGGCCAUGAAGGCCGCCCUCUUGGCGUGCUGCCUGGUGGCCGUCUGGGAGAGCCUCCCACUGUUCCUGGACGCACAGAGCUUCGCGAGGGCGCCCGAGAGCGAGUUGAUGCAUGCGCAGUGGUACGGGAGAAAAAUCUUAGAGGCGGACAUGGGCGCUCUACGAGCGGCCAAGUCGCGCUCCAGAGCGGCUCGCUCUCUAGAAGCGAGUGAUUCCGCCUCUCAAAGCCCGAAGGUGGCGUUCAUGUUCUUGUUGCAGGACACUGCCGAGCAGGAGGCUGUCUGGGACGCCUUCUUUGAGCGUGGGAACACCAGCCUCUUCAGCAUUUACGUCCACCGCAGCGUGCCAAGGUCUAGCAAUGGCAGCUUUCAGAAUCUCCCCAACAGCGUGCCCGUGCCAUACACCGGCUCCGAUUGGUGUGCUCUGUUGGGCGUGCAGGUGGCCGCAUUGGUCGAAGCGCUCAGAGAUGCCAUGAACCAGCAGUUCGUUUUCGUGUCUCACAAUGCUGUGCCUUUCAAGGGCUUUGCGCAUGUCUACGAUAGCUUGAUGGCGUCCGUGGAUACCUCCAAGUUCUGCUUCGCGACCGGGGAGGAUGCGAGAGGCGACUGCCGCUUCAGAGACGAGAAUCGCCACCGUGGGGCCCGAGUCCUGAAGCACCACCAGUGGAUCGUACUGAGCAGGAGGCACGCCGAAGCAGUGGUCGCGAACGCGGAGGCUGCGCUGUUGAAGUACGCCACGCUCCGCGACGUGCGGGCCGUGGAGUACCAGGACCCGAAGAUGUGCAGCGACGAGUCCGUGCCGCUCAUGGCGCUACUGGAGAGCUCGGAUCUGGGGGACUCCGACGACUCCCUGUGGCAGGAGCUGAGCAAGCUGGGCGUCGAGCAGCGCUGCACGACCUUCACCUACUGGCCCCGGUGCAUGGUCAACUCCGAGUUAGAGCUGCCCCUCGCAGAUGCCAAGAACACUUCUGUGCACCCACAUGCAUUCGACGAGAUCGACUACCACUACCUCGAGAAGCUCGUGAAGGGCCCUCUGCUGUUUGGCCGGAAGUUCCCGAGGGGGUCGGUGGUGACGAAAUCUGCGAGCAGAAUCCCUUUGAGCCAAGUACUCCCUGUGAUGUGGGCAAGGGCCCCACCGCAGCAGCACUUGCGUCACUUCGCCCGGCUUGAUGCUGGCAAUGGAGUGAACUCGAGGCUUUGA
Messenger RNA from Symbiodinium sp. CCMP2592, 1221 nucleotides. NCBI's taxonomy places the organism in Eukaryota, Dinophyceae, Suessiales, Symbiodiniaceae. The record is from the annotation of a GenBank genome assembly.